ACAAUUAAAAUGAUUACCAUUCUUAGUAUUUCAUCAUCGUUGCUUUGGUUUUCGUUACCAUGCUUAUUGGCGGCGUUUUAGGCUACGUCUUUCGUGAAAGGGUGCAGCAAACUAUGCGUCAGGAAAUGCGUUCUACAAUGGCUUUGUAUGGUAGUCGACGAGAAAUUACACAGGCCUGGGAUUUAACACAAGAACGAUUACAAUGCUGCGGCGUGGAUACUUGGCACGAUUGGAAUCGAUAUGGACUUGUGCCAGAAUCAUGCUGUCAAGAACUGUUUGGAGGGCAACGCAAAGAAUGCGCUCUCUUUCCCAAUAUUACGAAUUUGUAUAAUCAAGGCUGUUUAUAUGUGGCUACAAAUUUCAUACGAGAUCAUGCGGCUGUUAUUGGAGGCACAUCUAUAGCCGUGGCUAUACUUAUGAUCUUUGGUAUGAUUUUCUCUUGUUUGUUAUUCAAUAUGAUUGAAUAACAUCUUUUUGGACAUUGCCUCGAUCAUGGGAAUACCUGUUUAUUAAAUAAUGUUAAACAUAAAGUAUUAUCCAAGUGUAUGAUAUGUAAGAUUUGUUAUGCAAAAGCUAUAGCUUUUGUAAAAUUUAUAUAUGCUUAUGAACAUAAUUAAUUAUAUACCUUCAUAAAUGCAUAGUGGUUUGUCAAUCUGUAAUUUGUUGUUAUAUA
Drosophila navojoa is the source of this 673-nucleotide messenger RNA. RefSeq names its product Tetraspanin 74F (gene Tsp74F). The record is from RefSeq and is a predicted model, not a curated record. Gene Ontology annotation, cellular component: plasma membrane. NCBI's taxonomy places the organism in Eukaryota, Metazoa, Arthropoda, Insecta, Diptera, Drosophilidae.